AUGAUUUCUCAAGCAUUGCUAAGAUAGGAAACCAAAAAGCGAAGUCUCAUAUCUAGACCAUCCUCUAAAAGUAACAAUUUUCUCCCUGAAAUUAUUCAAACUCCCUCUUCAAAUUAAUUCCAAAAACAAUAAAACAUCAUCUUCAAUCCUCCAAAAGGUAUCGAUGUACUUAAUUUACAUAAAAUUACUAAUCAUGAACAUCCUGUUGAACUUUAUUCUUCAAGAAUUGAAAUGCAAAGAAAAGAACUUAUAAGAGAAAUAUUUGGAUCGGAAAAAAAGCCAUUUAUCAAAUAAUAACAAUUAACUCAUCGCAACAUAGAAAAAAAAGAAGAUAAUCAAUAUGAUUAAUAAAUGCAACUGAAAAGUAUUCUUAAAAGAAAAAGUUCAAACAGUCGGGAACAUACUGAUUUAUUUGAUUUCUUUGAACUUGAUCAUUAAGAUUUAAAAUAAUAAUAAAAAAAUUAGAAAUUUAUAGAAUAAAUAUAACAAACACCAAAUUCUUAUCAACAAUAAUCCAAUUUCAAUAGAUUAAAACAUAAUAAACAAGUUUCUUUAUAACCAAUUCAAAAAGAAGAAUUCUCACCAACAAUAAGUCCUGGAAAGAAAAUAGUUUCAUUCAAUAAAUAAAUUUAAAUAAAAAUGAUUGAUCCAAAUGAAGAUAAACCAAAAUCAAAUUAAAAGUCUUUUAGAAGAUUAUAUACAAUGGCAGAUCUUUUAGAUAAAUCAUGA
This is a messenger RNA of Paramecium sonneborni, 729 nucleotides long. NCBI's taxonomy places the organism in Eukaryota, Ciliophora, Oligohymenophorea, Peniculida, Parameciidae. The record is from the annotation of a GenBank genome assembly.